AUGUCCACUGCCAUGUCCAUACAUGGCAGUUUUAUCGCGGGCGUACAAGUCUAUGAGGUGACAUCGAACAACUCGGAUGAGUUCCCAAAGUAA
Molecule: messenger RNA, 93 nt
Organism: Echinococcus granulosus
Lineage: Eukaryota; Metazoa; Platyhelminthes; Cestoda; Cyclophyllidea; Taeniidae
Exons: 2
Coding region: 1-93 (30 amino acids)
Source: RefSeq, a predicted model, not a curated record